GUUGUGACGUCAGGUUUCGUCCCUUUUAAUGUCCGACUUCGACUAGGAAACGUCGUCAACAUGCCUCUUGCAAAAGAUUUGCUGCAUCCGCCUGCUGAUGAAGAGAGGAGGAAGCACAAGAAGAAGCGUCUUGUUCAACAUCCCAAUUCAUACUUCAUGGAUGUGAAGUGCCCAGGGUGCUACAAGAUCACAACCGUGUUUAGCCAUGCACAGACAGUUGUCCUGUGUGUUGGUUGUUCGACAGUCCUGUGCCAGCCAACUGGAGGACGAGCUCGACUCACAGAAGGAUGUUCCUUCCGAAAGAAACAACACUAAAGAAAUGAAGGGACCCCAGCGCCUGGAGCCUAUCUUUGCUUCUCUGAAGACUGUUCCAGUCUGUGAUACAGGAAGAGUUGUUGAAGCCAUGAAGAGCAUCUACAGAUUUUAUGUGACCCAAUUCCCUCCCUUUGGCCUUGUCAUGGCUUCCUCAAUGAGGACUUCUCAAUAAAGGUGGAAUCCAGCCUGGGGUAACGAAACA
Molecule: messenger RNA, 517 nt
Organism: Darwinula stevensoni
Lineage: Eukaryota; Metazoa; Arthropoda; Ostracoda; Podocopida; Darwinulidae
Source: the annotation of a GenBank genome assembly